AUGAACCUGAGUUUUCGUCUGUAUACGGCCCAUCGUAAAUGGACACCAUUUUGAAAACCUCGUCUAACAUUUGGAGGCAACGCCCACACCACGCUCUGGCACAGGCCCACAGUGCCACACGAGGCUACUGGUUACUAGUAGAGGAGUAGAAGCAAAGCAGCAACGGGACCAUCCGUGUCCGAGGCGUGAAGGGAAUUUGACGAAGCGAGCGCCGAAUCAACCACCCAGUGACAGAAGAACGAUAUCAUGAGGUGUGUCGUCGGCUCACCCAACUCCGAGAUCGGAGGUCCCUCCCGACCCAAAGCCGCAAGCAAACGAAACGCCGAUGCCGUCACGAACAGCAUCGCUCUCGCUUGACGCUUGGGUCGCCCCAGUGGCCCAGUCCCCUCUUCCCUACUUUACUUGCCCGGUUGCCAGAAUCUCAUCAAGUUCCCCGUCCAUCUCCUCCGCGGCUCGCCCUCCUCCGCCCCCGCCUGCUCCCCUCCAUCGCCCCACAAAUCGCUUCUCUUUCCCGAACCUUAUUUAAACCCGGAACGGCAGCGUCCAAAACGAAAAGAUCCUCCUCCUGUCCUGUCCUGCCUCUCAUCGCGCACGGCAGGCUGCACCUGCCGCCGCAUAGUAGCCAGCCAAUCUCGCUUAAACAAAACCCAUCCAAAUUUAAGCAUUCCUAGCCCGAAAAAGGGGGCACAGCCGAAAGUGAAGGAAGGCAGCAGGUGCACCUGCGCCGUCGUCGCAAGUUUCGCUUCGCUUCGCUUCGCUCCGCACACGCGCCUUCCUCGUCGUCAAUCCGUCCGUCCACCCACCCACCCACCUACUUCGCCGAGUGCACGCCCCGGGGCUCCGGCGACGUACGCUGGGGGAGAGGAGAUGAGAUAAAGACGAGGCGCGGGCGGGCAUGAGGUGCAAGAGGCACCCGAACCAGGCCGGCGGCGGCGUGUGCGCCACGUGCCUCCGCGACCGCCUGCUCGCGCUCGAGGCCGCGCAGAGCGGCGACGCGUCCCCGCCGGGGCCCGCGCAGGCGCAGGCGCCCGAGCCCCCGCCGGCGUUCCCGAGGUCGGUAUCGCCGUACGUGUCCCGCAGGAAGUCGGACACGUCGGGCGGCGCGCUCAGGCACCACCCGAGCCUGCUCUUCUUCCGGACGCCGCAGGUAGGCCCCGCCUACGGAGGCGGCGGCGGCGGCGGCGCGCUGGAGGAACCCCACAUAGGCUACGGCUACGGGUACGGGCACGAGAAGCGGCGCGCGGGCAAGUUCUCCGUGCUCGCCACGCUCUUCGGCCGCCACCACCACCACCGUAGACCAGAAGCGAGGCACCAGGAGCGGAAGAAGCAUUCUUGGCUCGCCGGCAUCAUGCCGCGCCGCCGCCGCAGCAAGGGGCAGGUGCCGGCCUCGGCCACCUCGCCACAGUCGGCCCCGCCGAGGCGCUCCUGCCGCGCGGUCAGCAACCGGGGGCUCUCGCCGGAGCGGGACGGCGACGGCGACGACGACGAGAGCAGCUCGCCCGCCGCGUGGCGGCCGUCCCCGUCCCCCAUGCGGCGGACCACCUGCCGGCGCCGCCAGACGAGCGGCAGCAUGCCGUCGGGCUUCGCCGUCUGCCUCAGCCCGCUCGUGCGGCCCAUCCCGGGGCGCCGGCCCGUGCAGCCGCCGGACCCGGGAGCAUUCUCCAGCGAGCUCCGGCCGCCGCCGCCGCCGCCGCUCCACAGCAGCCUCUCGUCCGCCUCCGUCACGCGCUGUCGCUCCAGGAAGCUCGCCGACGGUGGCCGCUUCCGGUGAUCUUCCCCACGGCUUUUCGUUCCAUGGUUAAUAACACCAUCCUAAUCCAGGUUACAAUCUCUUUUUUCUUUUGGAUUUGUUGCAUUUUGUCUAUCCCGUGAGGAAAAGAGUCUGUAAAAGAUUGGCGCACCCAAACCAAGUCCAAACCACCCCGUUGACAUUAUACUGCUGCUGCGUAGGUUGCUUGUUGUCGGCCCAACAUUUUCUGGCAUUGUACUAAUUGACUACACAUGUUUGUACAGCUCUCGAUUUUUUUUCCUUCUCUUCCUUUUUAAAUUUCUGCAAAAAAAAAAACUGUACUAUUGUAACCCAUGAUUCUUUUUUUUUUCAAUGAUGUCCGGAUUUACCAAGAAAGAUUAGGAUUAAUGGUGUCUAGGGUACAGGUUCCACGUACAGAAAUUAAGUGCUGGAGAUGGAGGAUAGAGAGAGAGAGAGAGCAUUCACACUACAGAGACUGGUAGAAAGAUGUUUCAUGAUCGUUUUUUUUUUUUGGUGUGUGUGUGUGUCUGUUUCUGAAUGAAAGAGUGAGUCCUGGACAUAUUCUAUGGCCGAUGGAAAACGAGAGGUGCAUGAGUUUGUACUACUACAAGGGGAGCAUAUUUUGAAUUGAAUUCCGUUUGGUGAGAGGAUUCACGUGGCGGCAGGCAGCACAGCAGCAGCAGCAGCGUAUUGAUGGUGGAUGGAUGGACGCCCAGUCCCUUCAUUACUCUUUUUUGCUGGUACACCACCAAACCAUUCUACUAUUUAAUUAAUGUCGUAUUGGAGCCGCUGCAGUUCAGUUCCACUGGCCAUCUGUACAGGAAACUCGCAAGCUGCAGGAGUACAAUUUUGUCGAAAUACUUACGCCGCCGCUAAUGGCUGACAGCAAUUAGGAGGAGACUGCCGGGCCUCUCUCUUUUUUAGUGACCUCCGGGCUGCAGUCCACGAUGUGAAACAUGUGAUGAUGAUGAUGGGGAUGUUUGUAAUCGUGUGGGUAUCAGCGUGUGUGAUGAGUGAUGACGAUGUGUGAGCGUACACAUUGGUGGCGCCUUGUGCCGUGUCUCUACGUACGCUCUUUAGAUGCCGUUGUCUAAAGCUAAGCUUGCUUGCA
Messenger RNA from Zea mays, 2861 nucleotides. RefSeq lists its product as uncharacterized. Lineage: Eukaryota; Viridiplantae; Streptophyta; Magnoliopsida; Poales; Poaceae. The transcript has a single exon. The record is from RefSeq and is a predicted model, not a curated record. The coding region runs from base 896 to 1771 and encodes 291 amino acids.